AUGCUGGCUCAUAGUGGACUUGCCCUCAUCACCGAAAAGCUUCAGAACCAGAGAUUAGAGGAAUCUUCUCCCGCUACUUGUUGUAGUAAGCUGCCGCAGGUGACCCAAGACAGUUCAGUGAAGUCAGUAAGUCAGCAACAGCCGAACCUUACAGUACAAGGUAAAAAUGUUUGGGCAUUAUCUUUGGAAUCAGAAAGGCAGGGUCGUUAUGACUUUGCCAACCAGGAUAUUGCUAAAUCAAUACCCAGACCACUGGAAGACAUACAGACAUUCACACUCAGUGUCUGCCAACACAAGAAACCUAGAUAUUCUUGCCAGCUUUGUGAUAGUGCACCCGGCACUCCCAUUCCACCACCUAAAAAGAAGCACUGUAGAUCAUUGUCCGUCCCCCCUGAUAACCUGAUAGCUUUCCAAGCACCCACAAGAGACCAAGGUGGCAAGAUUUGGAAACCUAUAGCUGUGAUUCCUCAAAGUAAUAACAAUGUUCAGGACAACAAAGACAGAAAUUUGCUGCCAGUAAUCCACACCGGUGAAUCUACCAAAUGGUUGCCAAAAUUUUCCUCAGGUUUCAGACUCGUACCAGUGGUCCCCUCUCCGCCCAGUAUAGACAGUGGCCACUAUACCACAUCAGACUUCCAGACGCCGUCUGGGUCGCCAGUUCCUCGGCCUGCCUCAGCAGCCAGUGACACAUCAUUCAGCUCAUUGGGCUCAGCUUGGCACGACUAUAGCCCUUUGAAAAGUCGAACACGUGUACUAGAAAACCGUAGUCUUUCAUGUGAGGACCGAAUCUCUGGAUCAUCCUCCUCCAACUCUAUAUCCUGCUUCCAUGGCAGCGCUGAACAUUCCUCCCAGUGCUGCGGCAGCAACAGCCAGGAUGGCAGCAACGUUUGUGGCAGCGGUGGCAUCCCCAGGUGCCACUCUCAGCCCUGUGUCCUCCACCACCGCCGCUGUGGAAAGAAGCGGCGUCGCGACUGUGAUAGACCAACACUGAAUUUUAUCAAAAUGACCGAGACUGCAUAUACACGAAGUCAUCGAAGAUCAGAGCCAUGGAACACAUCUGUCGCUGAUCACCAGCUUCAGGUUCCACUAUAUCAAAUGUUUCCAGACAACGUCAGGUUUGGCUUGAACCCAAUUGCCAGUUCUCCUCUGGACUCUGAGCUGCCAAUCAUAGCUCAGCAUUUCCUGGACAUAAAUACCACUCGUGGCGGCCCUGCGGGUCCUUCUGCCAGGCCUCAUUGCCGUACACCUUCAGAUUUCCCAGAUCCUGAGAAGAGGCAGGAAGAGCAUGAGGGAGAAGAUGAAGAGGAGGAGGAGGAGGAUUGUGACUGCCAUGACAACCAGACCGAUGACAGAGUCGGCUUCUUUCCUGUCAGUGACUUAGACCUAGAGCAGAUAGAAAAUCAUUGA
Candidula unifasciata is the source of this 1407-nucleotide messenger RNA. The record is from the annotation of a GenBank genome assembly. Lineage: Eukaryota; Metazoa; Mollusca; Gastropoda; Stylommatophora; Geomitridae.